UCUACGUAAAACCAAUCAUGAUAUCGUUUAAAUAUGUUAUGUUCAUAAUUUCUUCGAUAACUAUAACGACAGGAAAGAUUUACGAUCAUUGUGAAUUGGCUAAUGAGUUACUUAAUAAAUACAAUUUUCCCCAAGAUCAGAUAGCAACAUGGGUCUGUAUUGCUUACAAAGAGUCCAGUUACAAUACCGCAGCAAAAUCUCAAGAUGGUCAUGAUUUCGGUCUGUUUCAAAUAGACAAUACGUACUGGUGUUCACCUCCCGGAACAGGCUGCGGUGUGUCUUGUGAUCAAUUGUUAAACGACGACAUCUCAGAUGAUGUUAAAUGCGUCAAAACUAUCUACGAUGUCACCCAACAAGAAACUGGAAAUGGAUUUUCGGCAUGGGCCACUUAUCCGAUGUGUCAAGAUAACGUUAAUAGUUAUACUGACGGUUGUUUUCGAAAGAAGCAUCACAAAGGUGUAAAAUCGCCCAAAAUGAGUGUGGCUUACCCGUACCCAGUGUUCUAUCUAAAAUCAAUCAUGACAUCGUUUAAAUAUGUUAUAUUCAUAAUUUCCGUGAUAACUAUAACAACAGCAAAGAUUUACGAUCGUUGUGACUUAGCUAGAGACUUACUUUAUAAAUACAAUUUUCCCAAAGAACAAAUAGCGACAUGGGUGUGUAUUGCUUUUCGAGAGUCUAGUUACAACACUGCAGCAAAAUCUCCAGAUGGUCAUGAUUUCGGCCUAUUUCAAAUAGAUAACAUGUACUGGUGUUCACCUCCCGGAACAGGAUGCGGUGUGUCUUGCGAUCAAAUGUUAAACGACGACAUAUCAGAUGAUGUUAAAUGCGUCAAAACUAUCUUUGACGUCACCAAAAAAGAACGUGGAAAUGGAUUUUUGGCUUGGACCACUUAUUCGAUGUGUAAAAAUAAUGUUAAUAGUUAUACGGAUGGGUAUCCAGUGUUCGGUCUAAAACCAAUCAUGACAUCGUUUAAAUAUGUUAUAUUCAUAAUUUCCGUGAUAACUAUAACAACAGCAAAGAUUUACGAUCGUUGUGACUUAGCAAGAGACUUACUUUAUAAAUACAAUUUUCCCAAAGAACAAAUAGCGACAUGGGUGUGUAUUGCUUUCCGAGAGUCUAGUUACAACACUGCAGCAAAAUCUCCAGAUGGUCAUGAUUUCGGCCUAUUUCAAAUAGAUAAUAUGUACUGGUGUUCACCUCCCGGAAGAGGAUGCGGUGUGUCUUGCGAUCAAAUGUUAAACGACGACAUAUCAGAUGAUGUUAAAUGCGUGAAAACUAUCUUUGAUGUCACCAAAAAAGAACGUGGAAAUGGAUUUUUGGCUUGGACUACUUAUUCGAUGUGUAAAAAUAAUGUUAGUCGUUAUACGGAAGGAUGCUUCGGUCUAUUUCAAAUAGAUAACAUGUACUGGUGUUCACCUCCCGGAACAGGAUGCAGUGUGUCUUGUGAUCAACUGUUAAACGAUGACAUAUCAGAUGUUGUAGAAUGCGUCAAAACUAUCUUUAAUGUGAUCCAACAAGAACGAGGAAAUGGAUUUUUGGGUUGGACCACUUAUUCAAUGUGUCAAGGUAGCCAUCAUUAUACGGAUGGAUGCUUUAAAAAAAAGAUCAGGUGGGUGUAAAAUCACCUAAAAUGGGUGUGGGUAAAAUUCAUUUCCUAAGGCCUACU
Onthophagus taurus is the source of this 1666-nucleotide messenger RNA. NCBI's taxonomy places the organism in Eukaryota, Metazoa, Arthropoda, Insecta, Coleoptera, Scarabaeidae. The record is from RefSeq and is a predicted model, not a curated record.